UGUUCCGUGUGUUAACUGCGUACGUUGACGUCGUGAUACAGUUGUCCUAAUGCGUUUCCCUGCGUACUAGUGCUAUGUCAACUAAUGUACGAUCGACGGGUAACCACUGUGUCAUCUUCGGAUGCACGAACAACUACCGGAAACGAAAAAUGCUGGAGAAUGAAGUCUGUGAAGUGCACGGCCAGCAGCGCGGGCAUUGCGGUUGCAAACUGUUUCACCUGCACAGAUUUCCGCAUGACGAUGAGGAGCGUCGGCAGUGGAUAGCAUGCGUAAACAGAAAGGAUUUUACGCCCUCACAGUCAUCUCGCGUGUGCUCUGAACACUUUGUGGAUGGAAGAAGAACAGAGAGGAACCCGACGCCGAUGAUCAACCUUGGCUAUGAAAGAAAGGUGAAGGUCGGUCGACGGCGCAUUCUAAGGCAACCCUACCUGCCGAGAAAAAAACGAAAAGUUCGUCCCGACGAAACGCAACCAAGAACAGUUCCCGGCAUGGGCUUGGUGCAGGGUGCAGCAGAUAGCAGGGAUGAGGUGCCUAUCACUACUUCGUUUCCCGGCAUGGACUUGGUGCAGGUCGCAGCAGAUAGCAGGGAUGAGGUGCCUAUCACUACUUCGUUUCCCGGCAUGGACUUGGUACAGGUUGCAGCAGAUAGCAGGGAUGAGGUGCCUAUCACUACUUCGUUUCCCGGCAUGGACUUGGUACAGGUUCGUCCCGACGAAACGCAACCAAGAACAGUUCCCGGCAUGGACUUUGUGGAAGGUGCAGCAGAUAGCAGAGAUCAGGUGCCUAUUGCUACUUCGUUUCCCGGCAUGGACUUGGUGCAGGUUGCAGCAGAUAGCAGGGAUGAGUGUGGCUCUAGUGCAGAAAGGAGUCCCCCUGAAGUGCAGCACUGCAACACCGGUGGACCUGGCACAUCACAAAUAUUUCAUGUAUUUCCAUCUGUGCCAACAACUUCUGUUGAAACACAGACAGACAAUGACUCUGAUCGCAACCGUGACGUAGCCACACAGUGGGAGGAUCUAGCCUCAGCGGACCAUACAUACAGCUUGCCACUGAACUUGGGAACUCUCCAUUCAUCCGUGAGGUCUCGGAUGUCGACUUCUGACAUUCUGUUUUACACAGGACUGUCAGAGGAAGUGUUUCAGAAGAUCCUUCUAUGCCUCGAACAAUCAUUUCGGCCCCUCUCACAAUUGCCAUUGGAGGACCAGUUACUGCUUGCAUUGAUGCGCCUCAGACUGGGGACUUUGUACCGAGAUCUUGCUUGGCGGUUUUCUAUAUCUCCAUCGUCUGUUUGCAAGAUAUUUAACAGUGUCCUGAAGUCACUGAAUGAAAUUAUGAAAUACUCCGUGGUUUGGCUGCCGAAGUCAAGGAUACAAAGCAGCAUGCCAGAUUCAUUCAUUCAGAGCGGUUACGAGAACACCAGGUGCAUUCUAGACUGCACAGAAGUUUUCCUCCAGAGACCGAAGAAACAAAUGGCCAGGGCACAAACGUACAGUUCCUAUAAGGCACAUAACACACUUAAGUUUUUGAUUGUUAUUGCGCCAAACGGCUUUAUAAUGUAUGUGUCCAAAGCAUAUGGGGGUCGGGCCUCUGAUAAGUUCAUUGUGAAGGAUUGUGGAAUUCUAGAGUACUUCGCACGAAAUGAUGAAAUCAUGGCUGAUAGGGGCUUUACACUGGACCCUUACCUGGCAGCCCAAGGGGUGAAGCUAAAUGUCCCAGCCUUCACUAGAGGCAAGGCACAGCUGUCUGAAGAGGAGGUCACCAAAACCCGACGGAUUGCAUCCGUUAGAAUCCAUGUUGAGAGGGCCAUCAACCGGAUGAAAACCUAUCGAAUAUUCAAGUCAUCCCUUAGCAUCAAAUGUAAAAAGACAAUCGAUAUGAUGAUUUUUGUGUGUGCAGGACUGUGUAACUUUAAGCCACCCCUUAUUGCUGACGUAACAGGCACACAGGAGCAACAAUGGGGCCAGACUGCACAUGAACCAUGAAUAAAAUACUUCAGUCAUUGAACUGUAUAGUUUAACUUUACUGUGUACCUGGAAGAACAUUUCAAU
This is a messenger RNA of Ornithodoros turicata, 2048 nucleotides long. RefSeq lists its product as uncharacterized. Lineage: Eukaryota; Metazoa; Arthropoda; Arachnida; Ixodida; Argasidae. The transcript has 7 exons. The record is from RefSeq and is a predicted model, not a curated record. The coding region runs from base 75 to 1982 and encodes 635 amino acids.